Perca fluviatilis (European perch) is the source of this 3949-nucleotide messenger RNA. It is a transcript of the gene plat, whose product is annotated as plasminogen activator, tissue. The record is from RefSeq and is a predicted model, not a curated record. Lineage: Eukaryota; Metazoa; Chordata; Actinopteri; Perciformes; Percidae. Gene Ontology annotation, biological process: plasminogen activation; smooth muscle cell migration. The transcript has 16 exons. The coding region runs from base 774 to 2600 and encodes 608 amino acids. Gene Ontology annotation, molecular function: serine-type endopeptidase activity.
ACAGAGGGGUAACAAGCUCAUUUCGAGCGACAAAUCCCAAGGACGCUCACGCUGCUGCAGAGUCACUGAGAAGUUACAGAUUCAGAAGACUUUUAAUUUGUGACUCAUGUUUACUCACACUUGACUUUGGAGCAACAGGCACUCUUCUCCAUACAGUACCUCUUUUCCUUUAAAACAGAAUGGAGGAACUCCGUUAGGAAGUCUGCUAUCAGACAUCUUUUUUGAUCCUCUUUUCUAAAAGUAUUAAAGGGAAAUAUAAUUAUAAUAUUAGUAACUUUUUCUCGCUCCAGGCUUUCCCUUCAGUUUCCCCCUCUUUCCCUUUAAAGUUCUGAGUCACUUUAUCCUCCUACAGCUGCUGCUCUGCUCUGUUAGAGAAGGAAUGCUGUCAGUAUGGUGCAGAAACUUUCUGCUGUGUGUGCUGUGUCCAGAUUGUGUUGUUUGAUGUGGGGGUCAGCAUCUCAUUUUUAGCAUAAAGCGAAGAUAAUCUGUUUUAUUCCCAGUGAGGAAGUUAUAGAUAAAUUAUGAUAAAAGGACAACCAAGAAAAUAUAGUAUAGCACAAAUUUGUUGAACUUUGUUAUAACGUCCUAAGUCAAGAAGUCAAAACAGUUUUAAGAAACUAGAAAUGACCUCCAGUUUCCCACAAACACCCCACCUUUCCCACCCUUUCCUCUCCAGUGAUCUCCCUCAGUAGCAGGCGUAAGGAUAGAGGAAGGAAGCUGAACAGAGAACCAGUAUAGUCGGGAUAAGAAAAUUGAAGACCACUUGAGAAGCCAUGACCAGAACACUUGGAUUGUUAAUGCUCCUGUCUGCUCUCUGCUGUAGCCUAGCGGACAACGUGGAGCUGCUCCGCACUAAGAGAGGGACUCGUUUUUAUAGAGGUGAGCCUGACAGGCAGCCAGCCAGACGGACACUUUUGAUUAUUCAUAUCGAGAAGUCUUCACCUUCCUUUGACACCUCCUUACAUUGUGUGGAUAGUGAGACAUCAGCAGUGCAUAGUUUUGGGGACACUUGGCUGCGAUGGAGGGGACAGCGUGUGGAGUAUUGCCGUUGUGCAUUAGGAGGACGAGAUCUUUGUCAUAUUGUCCCCGUCAUCAACUGCUACGUGUCUCAGUGCUACAACGGAGGAACCUGUAAGGAGGCCGUGUACACUUCAGACUACAUUUGCCAGUGUCCUCGAGGCUUCAGUGGGACUCAGUGUGAGAUCAACACCAAUGAGAAGUGCAUUGUGGGGCAGGGUGAAGGGUACCGCGGCACAUGGAGCAUCAGCCAUUCAGGAGCAGAGUGCAUCAACUGGAACUCUACGUCUCUGAGAGGAAGGAGGUUCACAGCUACAAAAGGGGACGCCAGCAGUCUUGGACUGGGCAAUCACAACUUCUGCAGGAACCCCGACCAGGACAGCACUCCUUGGUGUUACAUCUAUAAGGGCACUCAGAUCGUCUGGGAGUUCUGUUCUAUGCCCAAAUGUCCAGAAGAUAAGUACCAAAAGUGUGUGCUUGGCUCCGGCCAGUCAUACAGAGGCACAGCGUCUGUCACUAAGAGUGGCUCUCGUUGUCUCCCGUGGGACUCUCCUGUUAUCAAGCGUAAGGUCAACAAUGCUUGGAGAUCUAAUGCAUUAGAGCAGGGACUGGGCAGCCACAGCUUCUGCAGGAAUCCAGACGGUGAUGAAGGUCCAUGGUGUCACACCUACAAGAACAUGCAGCUGACCUGGGAGCUGUGUGACAUACCUAAAUGCUCGAGACCUCCAUCUAUCAUCAGCUCUCUCGGCCCACGUGCCCCCACCGCUAACAUCAAUAAUAGAGCAACAUGUGGGCAGCGCUUAGACAACACCCUGAAUCGACCGGCGUUCCGCAUGUUUGGGGGCAGAGAGAGUGACAUCACGGAGCAGCCGUGGCAGGCAGCCAUUAAUGUUUACCAGGCCCGUCACAGAAAACACUUUCACCGAUGUGGUGGAGUCCUCAUUGACUCGUGUUGGGUCCUGUCUGCUGCACACUGCUUCGAGGACAAUGAUAAAGCAGAAAAAUUGGAAGUGAUUUUGGGAAGAACGUUUCGGAAGCAGAAUUCCACCAGCGAGCAGAUUUUCAAGGUUGAGAAGUACUGGAUCCACGAGAAAUUUGACAACGAAACAUUUGACAAUGACAUCGCUCUCUUAAAGCUGAAGACGGACUUUGGCAUCUGUGCUAUAAACUCUCCGGAGGUUCUUCCUGCGUGUCUGCCUGAACGUGGGCUGGUUCUGCCCGACUGGACUGAGUGUGAGAUCUCAGGCUAUGGAAAAGAUUCAGAAUUUUCUGCAGAGUACUCUGAGCGUGUUAAGAGAGGAUACGUUCGCCUGUGGCCCAAAGAGCGCUGCGUCCCAAAUGUGCUGUCUGGGCGCACAGUUACCCCCAACAUGCUGUGUGCAGGUGACACCCGAGGCCUGGACGAUGCCUGCAAGGGAGACUCUGGUGGCCCGCUCGUCUGUCAGAACAAUAACAAGAUGACUCUGAUGGGUGUGAUCAGCUGGGGUGAUGGGUGCGGGCAGAAGGAUAAGCCUGGGGUCUACACCCGUGUCACCCAAUACAUCAACUGGAUCAACGACAAAAUUAAGGCAAACCCGGUCUAAAGUAAGAGAGACUGCAAAGAUGGAUGACCAUACCAUAAACACAGUGGGUAAAACAGCAAAUGCAGAUAUGUUUAUCAUUGAUAAGAUAGACAGAUGGAUCCACAGGACUCUUAUUCUGUUGUUAAUCUGUUGACGUAAAUCCAAAAUGAUGGAGGUUUUAAACCAGCAGGACCACUCCUAUUGAGAAGGACCUCAAUUGUGAGUUUUUAUGCUCAAUGUAGCUCAGAGCUCUAAAGUUUGACUUACUGUGUUGAAUGUGACAGUAUAUAUGGACAGAAACACAGGACAAACCCUUUUUCCUCCUUCUAGGCCAUUUGGAUCUGGAUAAUCCUUUUUGUCUCUUCACGCAUACAACAUUUUCUAAAUAUGGCAUCCACCAAACUGGAGGUUCAGGUAGUGAACCUACAAUAACAGGAAGAAUUGGAAAUAUCAGUAUUUUCCUCUGCUCUUUCUGGUUGGCUUUAUGCUGGUUUAUACAAAAAAGUCACAGUGGUACACCUAAGGUCAGUAGUGCUUUUAAUUCAAAAGAACACUCAACACAAGCAUUUACUUUGCACAGCACAGUAUGUCACAUAGGAAUGUAGGCCUUUUUUAAAGUUAUGUGCAAAGAUUAUGUUACACACUUGUCCUUUAGAUGUGAGGUUAUGUUGGCUUAAUUUGUUGUAUUGCAAAAUGUUCUGCAUUUGCCUACUUUGGGGCUUUAUGGGUUCCAGACCCCAAACACAAAAUGUAUCUGCUGGUUCAGAUUCUGCUUGUUGUCUGCAGUUUGAACUCCUUUAGCUCCCUGCUAAAGUAUCUAUGUUGUAUUGAUGUCUCUAUGUUUAUAGCUUUUGUUUUUAGGUUGUUGUGUGGUGAUUGUUGGAGCUUGUAUUGCAAGACAAAUUUCCGUGUAUACGGACAAUAAAGUGCUAUCUAUCUAUCUAUCUAUCUAUCUAUCUGCUACCUUGUGGAUGGGAUUAGAUUUGGACAAGUGGAAGUUCUGAGAUAUUCACUCCAUUCAACAAACCCUGUUCUGUGUUCUCCCGCUCUGGAAGUCUGUUUUUAAAUCAGAUAUUCCGACAUUUCUCCACCAGACACCUGGGUUGAGCCCAGUAUGCACUGUAUAUAGCAUGUAUAUUGUAUGAAUAUUGAUUUUACUUUAAACUGCUUAAUUGCUGCAAAGCCUUAACAAAGUCCCUUUGUUUUGUGACUGGGGUUUAGAGUUUUUUUUACUAAGUUAAUAUUUAUGUGUAUUUUAUAUUGUAUUGGAGAAACUACUUUUGUACUGUAGUUUGAUAAUUUAUUGUCUCUGUCAAUAUAACCACAUCUGGCAACAUACUCCUUUGUCAAUAAAUAAUAUUUGAAAUAAA